Messenger RNA from Colletotrichum spaethianum, 489 nucleotides. RefSeq lists its product as uncharacterized. The record is from RefSeq and is a predicted model, not a curated record. Lineage: Eukaryota; Fungi; Ascomycota; Sordariomycetes; Glomerellales; Glomerellaceae. The transcript has a single exon. The coding region runs from base 1 to 489 and encodes 162 amino acids.
AUGCACAACUUCGUCUUCGCUCAGAUCCUCUUGGCGGUCUCCGUCUUCGCCAACGGCGCUUUCGCCGGGGCAAUCGAGGCCCCCGGCCCGGCCGUCGUCGUCCGCCAGACUACGCCGACCACCCAGUCGACCAUUGUGUCGUGCGGCGAGUACUCCCGCAUCGCCAACCUCUCUACCGUUGGCGCCAACAGCACCUACCGUGCGACCUUCUUCGUGGCCUCGCCCAACGGCAACCAAUUCAACGCCGAGGUUCUCGACACCGCCAUCGCCAAGCUGCCCUCCCUCAUCAUGGACAGGGCUCUCAACGAGGCUUGCGGAAACCUGACCGCCCUCGCUAUCCAAGAGGCUGCCAACAACUUCACGAUUCGGACCGUGCUUCAGUUCUCCAACAUCCCGCCCGCGGCGCCCCUCGACACUUCGGUGCACAUCAUUGUUUGCUGCGCGGCCGCUCUGAUCUUCAUGGGCGGUACAUGGUUGGCCAUGCCGUAA